GCCUGACACAGAAACCAGCCAAAGUUCUCAAUACAGUUUUGAAUCGCUGCCCCAGAAGAUCUGUCUCAUCUGUGGUGAUGAGGCUUCUGGCUGCCACUAUGGAGUACUUACCUGUGGAAGCUGUAAAGUCUUCUUUAAAAGGGCGAUGGAAGGGCAGCACAACUAUUUAUGUGCUGGAAGAAAUGACUGCAUUGUCGAUAAAAUUCGGAGGAAGAACUGUCCGGCGUGUCGCUUGAGGAAGUGCUGUCAAGCUGGUAUGGUCCUGGGAGGUCGAAAACUUAAAAAGUUUAACAAAAUUAAGGUUGUGAGAACGUUAGAUGUCGCGCUCCAGCAGCCAGCAGCCCUUCAAGAUGAAAGCCAGUCUCUAACCCAAAGGCUGUCCUUUUCUCCAAAUCAAGAAAUACAGUUUGUUCCCCCAAUGAUAAGUGUUUUACGAGGCAUUGAGCCAGAAGUUGUCUAUGCUGGUUAUGACAAUACAAAACCCGAAACACCGAGUUCCUUGCUGACCAGUCUGAAUCAUCUUUGUGAGAGGCAACUUCUUUGUGUAGUCAAAUGGUCUAAACUCCUACCAGGAUUUCGGAACUUGCACAUCGAUGAUCAGAUAACCCUCAUCCAGUAUUCCUGGAUGAGCCUAAUGGUUUUUGCGAUGGGAUGGAGAUCGUACAAACAUGUCAGUGGUCAGAUGUUAUAUUUUGCACCAGAUCUGAUUCUAAAUGAACAGAGGAUGAAAGAAUCAUCGUUCUAUUCCCUGUGUCUAUCCAUGUGGCAACUCCCACAGGAAUUUGUCAGACUUCAAGUUAGCCAAGAAGAGUUCCUGUGUAUGAAAGCGCUGUUACUUCUCAACACAAUUCCUCUGGAAGGUCUAAGAAGUCAAAGCCAAUUUGAUGAGAUGAGAACAAGUUACAUUAGAGAACUGGUGAAGGCCAUUGGUUUGCGCCAGAAAGGCGUUGUGGCCAACUCGCAACGUUUCUAUCAACUGACAAAGCUGAUGGAUUCCAUGCAUGAUCUAGUGAAACAGCUCCACCUCUUCUGUCUGAACACGUUUCUGCAGUCCCGUGCACUGAGUGUUGAAUUCCCCGAGAUGAUGUCCGAGGUGAUUGCUGCUCAGCUACCCAAGAUUCUGGCAGGGAUGGUGAAACCUCUUCUCUUUCACAAAAAGUGA
Molecule: messenger RNA, 1162 nt
Organism: Merops nubicus (carmine bee-eater)
Lineage: Eukaryota; Metazoa; Chordata; Aves; Coraciiformes; Meropidae
Gene: PGR
Product: progesterone receptor
Exons: 7
Biological process (GO): regulation of DNA-templated transcription
Molecular function (GO): sequence-specific DNA binding; zinc ion binding; DNA-binding transcription factor activity
Source: RefSeq, a predicted model, not a curated record